Messenger RNA from Colletotrichum chrysophilum, 954 nucleotides. RefSeq lists its product as uncharacterized. Gene Ontology annotation, molecular function: 2,4-dienoyl-CoA reductase (NADPH) activity. Bases 1 to 954 code for a protein of 317 amino acids. The record is from RefSeq and is a predicted model, not a curated record. NCBI's taxonomy places the organism in Eukaryota, Fungi, Ascomycota, Sordariomycetes, Glomerellales, Glomerellaceae. The transcript has 4 exons. Gene Ontology annotation, biological process: fatty acid catabolic process.
AUGCCUAUUCCCGAGUCCGAGUACCUGAGUCCGGUAUGGAAGGACGGAAUUUUCAAUGACAGAGUUGCCUUUGUCACCGGCGGUGCUGGAACCAUUUGCAGCGCCCAAACCCGCGCUCUUGUCCGCCUCGGAGCGAAUGCGUGUAUCAUUGGCAGAAAUGUCGAAAAGACAGAGUCCAUGGCCAAGGACCUGGCCACUGCGAGACCAGGCGCCAAGGUCAUCGGCAUCGGUGGAUGCGACGUCCGGAAUCCUCAGAACCUGCAGGACGCGGCCGACAGAUGUGCCAAGGAGCUCGGCAGCAUCGACUUUGUCAUUGCAGGCGCUGCCGGCAACUUCAUUGCACCCUUGUCCACCAUGAGCCCCAACGCCUUCAAGGCUGUCAUGGACAUUGACGUGCUGGGAACUUUCAACACCCUCAAAGCCACUCUUCCGUACCUGGUUGAGUCGGCCAAGAGAAACCCCACGCCUAGCAAGGACGGCCUGACAGGUGGCCGCAUCAUCUUCGUCUCGGCGACUUUUCACUACACCGGCAUGCCACUGCAAGCGCAUGUCUCGGCCGCCAAGGCUGCCGUUGAUGCCCUCAUGGGUUCCGUGUGUUUGGAGUACGGCCCGUAUGGUGUCACGAGCAAUGUCAUCGCACCGGGCCCGAUCAAGGACACGGAGGGCAUGGAACGUCUCUCCAGCGCCAAGGCCGACCAAUCGAGGGCCGAUGCCGUCGUUCCCCAGGGCCGGUGGGGCUACAUCCGCGAUAUCGCCGACUCCACCGUCUACCUGUUCAGUGAUGCCGGCAGCUUCGUCAACGGCCAGGCGAUUCCCGUUGACGGUGGCGCGUGGAGGCGGCAGAGCGCGCUGGGAGUCGGAACCGAUGAAGACAUGAAGUACCCGGAAUUCCUGCUCAAAGGCGAGAUCUCGAAGCACGUGAAGAGCGGGCGCAAGCCGACUUCCAAAUUGUGA